This is a messenger RNA of Eimeria maxima, 3615 nucleotides long. RefSeq lists its product as hypothetical. The transcript has 13 exons. Lineage: Eukaryota; Apicomplexa; Conoidasida; Eucoccidiorida; Eimeriidae. The record is from RefSeq and is a predicted model, not a curated record. Bases 1 to 3615 code for a protein of 1204 amino acids.
AUGAGACCAGCUCUAUCGAUAGCGUCGGGCUCAGAGUCACCCUCGUCAGUCCCCGUAACGACGGGAUCUAGGACACCUGGCAGUUGCCACGACGCCCGAACCGGCUCCCGAGGGAGCACAGUUGCAGCUGCCGAGGCGGAAGCGAUGGCUACGAUUGAAUUCUUUAGGGAAAGACUCCAGAGGCGCAUUGUUGUCCCAAAAAUCAUAGUGUUCGUCAUUCUACCAACUGGGAUGGAAGAUCCGCAGUCCGCCGUUGGUUUUUUGAAGAAACUCAAUCCGGCAGACAUCGCUGCAAUCUUCAUCACAUGCGGCGUGGAUGACUUGAAGGCAAAGCUGGAGAAGCUGGAGCAGGUUUCCUUCGACUGCAGCGUAGAAUAUUACGAAAGUGAAGCUCGGCGAUACAGAAAACAGACACAAGUGACUUUUAAGGGGGAUCGUUCACAAACCAGCGCUUUCCAUGUAUAUCAGACCAGGUGCCUAAUAAAGGCUGGAUACAUGUUGGAGUUCGCGCAGCAACCACAUGCCGCUAUGAAGAGUUAUAUAACUGCUUGGCAGUUUCUCACCAGUUACUCGCAAAUGGCUCCUGCACUGGAACGGAUGACGGUGUGCAAUUUGAUCAGCGUACGCAUGUACCCGAUGUACUUCAAAGCAAAAGAGCCAUCCAAGGCAGCACACCACGCCCGCGAGCACCGCGCGGUUCUACGAGAAAAUAUUCCAGAGUCCCCGCUGCAGGGCUAUUUACUCCCACUUUGGCUAGCCCAGUUGCAUCAGUUGCUUGCUCAGUUGUGCGAAGAUGCCAUGCACACGAACCCAUCGUCGCUCGAUACCCAUGACGUGUGGCAACUAGCCGGUUUCCACUAUCAAGCGGCAGCCAGGUACCUUCAGCACGUCAGAGCUUGGAUAAGAACGGCAAAGGAAAUCCAUCCCCCACCCUCCAUGAAAGGUGGGCUUGGGGUGCCAUCUGAGUGGCUUGGGCAGCCGGAUACCCUCCAGCAUGGAACGGGAGCCUUCGCAACAGCAAACUCGCAAGAUCCUGACGCGGCUUCUGCUGCUGCACAAGAAGAAGUAUUCCUUCGCUUUAUAUUUUUCUUCAACGAGGCGCAAGUGCUUACUCAUGCGACACACUUGCUCUCCAAAGCCCAUAUUGCAUAUAAGGUUGGUUUUGUUGGUUGCCCUACAGUGCAAAAUGCUGCACGCGCAAAUGCUAUCGGCGAAAAACAUCUUUUUGUUCACUUUGAACUAAGAGUUGAGCACAGGGUACCAUGUGUUACGCAGCUUGUUGGAGGCUACCGAAAUUGCCCGAUUUUGGCAUGCGAGCUCGCCGACGCCAUGUUUGACGGCCAUCGAAUGGUGACGGCGCGCCAGCUAUACUUCACGUUGGCCACGGCUUUCGCAUCGUACAAAUCCGGUCACCAAAAGUCGUGGCAGCUUGAAGUAGUGCCAGCACUGUGCCACACUGCAAGCCCUGUGACAUCACACCAGGCCGCUGAUCUCCAGGGCCAGGAAAAGCUUAGGAAUGAGGAGGUUGUUACCUUGCCAGAGACGACAGAUAUUAGCACUGGAAACUCUGAGCUUUCCUCAGCUCCUCAAGACACUGCAUCUGUACGGCAAUCCGAGAAUUUGAGCCGAACUGUCGCUGACGAGCCGCUUCUACCUGCUGGCAGUCGCCUGCGGCUUUCUGGGACUGGGAAUUGCACAGGGUGGUGGCCUUUGUAUCGCUACGUGUUGGCGAGGCUCAUUCUGUGCACUUCUCACCUGUUGUCAAUACCUCCGCCUGAAUUUUUGUACAAGAUUGCUCGUGUUGACGCGCGGUUCAGCUCGGCGGUUGGAGAUUCAGGCCAGCCCCUACCAGGUUCUGGGAAUGUGCAACAACCUUCAGCCGCAACUAGUUCAGCUGGCUCUCUUGCAACAUCUGCGGCGGCAACUGCUGGAGGGUUUCAGGCAAACGCUGAGAAUUGCCAAAUAGCGCUGAAGGCCUCAUUCGAGAUUCUGAACAUUCUUGCGCUACGGGAGGAUAUCGAGGAUCGUGACGCCUCAGAGCGGAAGCAGAUGUACCGAUAUGUAGAGAUGCUCUUGCCUUUGGUGAGAGCCUUUAAACAAUCAUGUGGCGCCAGCCAAUGGGUAUUCCAUUUGGAUUUGCACGCUGUCGUGGUAUGGACAGACUUCCUGUCUGAGUUGCAUCGUGAGCAGAUGUUUUCAGACAGUGGCUUGUUUGUGAAGCAAAGGGUUUCCUUGCCUCAUGCAGGCUCUGAACCGGCCCCUGUGUGGGAAGGCGUGAAGAUUGGCAGAGUCUGCUUUCAGCACCGGUUGGGGUUCGAUAUCUCUGCCUUUACCUCCGCCGAGCUCAUAACAAGCACGGGGAAGAAGGCAAAGUGUCUCUUGGUUGCCUCGAAAGAUGUCCAGCAGAUUGCUGCCGAAGAGAAAAAAGAUGUUACCUGCCCAAUGGAGUGUGAAUCUGUCACGCUACCUCAUGAAGGGCUCUGCUACUGCGACUUGUAUCUGGCCCCCCAGGAACUGAGAGACGUCAGUGGGUCAACGGAGUCCUUCAAGCUCCAAACGAUUGAAAACUACCCUUCAAAGUGUAUAUGCGUUGGCGAGCUUGCACCAUACACAGUGAGGCUGAUUAUUAAGCAGGACUGGGAGGAGUGCAAAUUUAGUAUUGGUUUGCAGUGUACGGCACAAGAAUCUGGGAGCGAGAAUGACCGUGCACUUGACACUUCUGUACUUCUGGAGGACGAAUUUGAGUCGUAUCUUGUGGAAAUGAGCGAAGAGAGAGAAGUUGAUGAUGAAGAAAGGGAGUUGAGCGGUGGGCAGGAAGGAGUAGCUUCUCCGUGGGUAUUCGAUCCCCGGGAAUAUCGGCGCAAGCUUUCUGUUGCCGAGUGGAGAGCGCUUGUAGGAGAGGAAGGGCAUGACGCUGAUGGUGAUGACAAACUUACUGCGUCCGAGGAAACCAAAAUUAUCUGCAUACCCAUGUUCAUCCGUUUGCGCCGCUCAGGCUGUUUUGAUAUUCGCGUCACUGUUGAUGUGAACCUUGAUGACAUUAUCCAAAGCGACACCCGUGGAGCAUCAACUGUCGUUGAUUACUCCAGAGCUGCCGUGUACUUUGCUGCCGGGAGAGUCUUGGCACGCCUUCCAGCAGUGGAAAAGCCGUUGUGGGGGCAGCGCCUGCGGAUUAGCCUCGCUCAUCCAGUGACCUCUGCAGUCGGUGCACCGUUCGGACUUUCGGCUGCCCUUGAAAACCUGACCCGGGAGGCGAUGGAACUGGUCGUACGUCUGUCGUACAAUCGUGGAGAACGCAUGGGCGUGGAGAAGUCAUCUGACCUCAGUUCAUUGGCGAUUCCGUCGGACUGUCCAUUUAUGAUCAGUGGGCAAAUUAUGGCGCAGGUCGUCAUCCUUCCACUUAGCACAAGGUCUCUUUAUUGGACCCUGGUUGCCUCUAGGCCAGGAUCUUUCAGGUUACCAACCGUUGUGGUUGAGGGUACGUCGAAGUUAGUAGGGCUGGGGUUGCAGAAGGGACCACCUCUCGCCACCGUUUUCCACCUUUCGCUGCGUCGUCUGGUCUUGAGAGCACUAGUGUAUUUUCGGCAGCCCCAAGUUUGCGUUUCGCUGCCGUAA